Molecule: messenger RNA, 2646 nt
Organism: Syngnathus typhle (broad-nosed pipefish)
Lineage: Eukaryota; Metazoa; Chordata; Actinopteri; Syngnathiformes; Syngnathidae
Gene: psen1
Product: presenilin 1
Exons: 11
Coding region: 219-1610 (463 amino acids)
Biological process (GO): Notch receptor processing; membrane protein ectodomain proteolysis; negative regulation of apoptotic process
Cellular component (GO): membrane raft; apical plasma membrane; nucleus
Molecular function (GO): beta-catenin binding; aspartic endopeptidase activity, intramembrane cleaving; cadherin binding
Source: RefSeq, a predicted model, not a curated record
UCGUUCGGUUUUUUGGAUUGAAAAUCAGUACGGAACAAAAUAACGGAAGCUAAAUGCGAACGAGGCAGAUUUCAACAGCGCAUCCCGGAUGUUGGCUGAGCGAACAGGAAGAACAAAGAAAGGAAAGUACCCCGGUUCACUGCCCACGUCCAGGAGGGCAACGCCGACUUCAUCAUCAUUCGCCGUGCAUGUGAGGACCAGCGCGGGCACGCCCCAAUAUGGCCAACGAGACGCAAGACGUAGAAAACAAUGUGGACCAACAGGAGGCCAACGGUAGCAGCGAGCAGCACCAAGGAGACGGCUCCACCAGAGAUGGAGGAGGAUCCAGAGGUCCGGAGCCGAACGGCCUUCCCCCCGCCGCCAGGCCCCCUCGCGUGGCGGAAGCCGACGAGGAGGACGACGAAGAGUUGACGCUCAAAUACGGCGCCAAGCACGUCAUCAUGCUCUUCGUCCCCGUGACGCUGUGUAUGGUCGUCGUGGUGGCCACCAUCAAGUCGGUCAGCUUCUACACGCAGAAUGACGGACAGAGACUGAUCUACACGCCGUUCCCGGAGGAUACGGACACGGUGGGCGAGCGAGCGCUCAACUCCAUCCUCAACGCCACCAUCAUGAUCACCGUCAUCAUCGUCAUGACGCUGGUGCUUGUGCUGCUCUACAAGUACCGCUGCUACCGGGUGAUCCAAGGCUGGCUCUUCAUCUCCUCCUUGCUCCUGCUUUUCUUCUUCUCCUACAUCUACCUCAAGGAGGUGUUCAAGACCUACAACGUGGCCAUGGACUACAUCACGUUGGUAGUCAUCGUGUGGAACUUUGGCGUGGUGGGCAUGAUGUGCAUCCACUGGAAAGGCCCGCUGCGGCUCCAGCAGGCCUACCUCAUCAUGAUCAGUGCUCUGAUGGCGUUGGUCUUCAUCAAGUACCUGCCCGAAUGGACCGCCUGGCUCAUACUCGCUGUCAUAUCCGUCUACGAUCUGUUGGCGGUGCUGUGUCCCAAAGGCCCUCUGAGGAUCUUGGUGGAGACGGCUCAGGAAAGGAACGAGCCCAUUUUCCCUGCUCUCAUCUACUCAUCGACCAUGGUGUGGCUGGUUAACAUGGCCGACACAGACACGGUGCCCAAGAGGAGCCCCGCCGACGCCACGUCGCCUCAGCCUGAGCCUCAAGAAGCGGCGCCGUCCCCGGUGUCGUCGUCCAGUCCGACGGGGGACAACGGAGGCUUCACGACGUCCUGGAUGAGCCACCAGGAGCACCAGCUGGGACACUUGCAGUCCACGGAUGACUCUCGGCGGGAGAUCCAGCAGAUGCCCUCGGACCGGCCACCCGUCGAGGAUGACGACGAGGAGCGGGGUGUCAAGCUGGGCCUGGGAGACUUCAUCUUCUACAGCAUGCUGGUGGGAAAAGCUUCGGCCGCCGCCAGCGGCGACUGGAACACCACGUUGGCCUGCUUCGUGGCCAUCCUAAUUGGCUUGUGUCUGACGCUGCUGCUGCUGGCCAUCUUCAAAAAGGCGCUCCCGGCACUGCCCAUCUCCAUCUUCUUCGGGCUGGUCUUCUACUUUGCCACCGACAACCUGGUGCGCCCCUUCAUGGACGAGCUGGCGCUGCACCAAUUCUACAUAUAGCAGGAACACCUUAUUCCUGAUGGGAAAAACUCCAUCACUCCGUCCCUGUGAUUGGACGGGAUGACUUUUUUUUUUUCUUUUCUCCAGCUGAGAGGAAGAGAGGGCAGGGCGUUCCUUGCUUUUCUUCCCCCCCCGACAACCCCCCCCCCCCAAUUCCUGCCUCAGGCUAAGCAACGCAAAACUCUGACUCUUAGCGAGAAUGUUUUUCCACCUUUUUAAUUUAUGCCGAGACUGAGCCUUCCCGGUUCUUGUACUGCCGGGGCAGCGGGUGCCUUGCUCAGGGACACCAGGAAGUCGCUGAAGCUCUCCUACUCACUCCUGGCCAGCGAUGCCGGGAUCUUCGCCCCCUUUCACACUCUCUGUAAAAGACAUUUUUACACUUUCCCACAUCUCACUGUACAACGAGGGGAACGAAAUGGACAAGAUCAGAGCCCAAACGGCACGUUAGGGUCUUCUGCGAUGUCAGACCCAACGUGUUAAGUUUGUCGCCGUCUGGCACGUAUUUUUACUUUGCCACGGGAAUAUUCCAACUUCAUAGAGGCCGUAACGACACCGAGGGGGUAAAGUCGACAUGGGAAUUUCUGUACGUAAACGUCUAGCUGUGUCCUAUCGCUUCUUUGAUUGUUCAAACCGACAUAGAAUGGGGCCUAGCGGAUGUCUUUAUGUAAAAAUCAAAGGCGAAAACAAAUUCUGCAUUUUUCUUUUGGAUCCAACACGACCAUUUUUUAGGAGCUUGAAAAGUUUGACGGGUGGCAUCGAGACGUAAUAUUUUUUCGCCUCGACGUCGGCUUGCUCAGAACGCCCUGCGUCCGUCACACAUCCGGACGGAAAGAUGCAAAAGGUUUCAAACGGCUUGAAUAUGAAUAAUAAUAACUAGCACUGAGUACGACACCACGUCAUCUCUUUUCUUACACACCUUUUUUGUGUGAAGAAUGGUCUGCUUGAUUUUGUGUCUUUUUAACAUGCGUUGUGUCUUUUGCAAGUUCAAAUGUGUUCACUUUUUUUUUUUUUUUAAAUAAACAAGCAAAGAAAUGGA